This is a messenger RNA of Entrophospora candida, 168 nucleotides long. Lineage: Eukaryota; Fungi; Glomeromycota; Glomeromycetes; Entrophosporales; Entrophosporaceae. The record is from the annotation of a GenBank genome assembly.
GAAUCUAAGUUGAACAUAACUUUACAUUGUUCUAUUACUGAACUUAAUUGUUAUAGAUUACAAAAUGAAAAUCAAAGGAUCACUGUAGCUAAACUCACUCUUCCAGAUAUUUCGGAUAAUGAUUCAAAAUCAGUAAAUGUUACAAGAUCAAGAUGCAAUUUCCAGUGA